Molecule: messenger RNA, 470 nt
Organism: Schizophyllum commune H4-8
Lineage: Eukaryota; Fungi; Basidiomycota; Agaricomycetes; Agaricales; Schizophyllaceae
Exons: 4
Source: RefSeq, a predicted model, not a curated record
AUGCCGGCUGCCCUAUCUUGUCGUCGUCUUCUUCGUGGAAUCAAAGCGAUCAAGGUCCCCGUCAACGUCGUCGCCUGCAACAGCUCGACGACUGCGACGGUGUUGGGUACGUCCGCGGCAAGGUGGGGUGGUUGCUCGUCGGUGCUGGUGGAUGGAUGGGACUUCACCUCCCUCCCCAUGUCAGUGUCAUUUGGGUGGGUGCGAGGACUAGUGGCUGAGUGGCGCGUCGGAAUGACAGCCCUGCUACGUUUUGUUCGUAGGAGACCUGAGCGCGACGAUACUGCCGUCGUCGCAUGCUCGUCGUCUGCAUCAAUUGGACUCGCCUCCUCUCCUCGACGUCGCCUGCGACCACCGACCCCGCUUAGCGCAAAUCAUUCGGUCCCCUUGCCCGCUGUGGCGUCUCUCAUGCCGUCGCCGCUUGGCCUCCAUCUUUGUGUAUCAUCGAUCUAUUUACUGGUCGGAAAAUAUAC